This is a messenger RNA of Candidula unifasciata, 1848 nucleotides long. Lineage: Eukaryota; Metazoa; Mollusca; Gastropoda; Stylommatophora; Geomitridae. The record is from the annotation of a GenBank genome assembly.
AUGUCGCAGCGAAAAGACUUUGCUCCAAGAAACAGGCAUGGUGGCGGAUAUGGCGGCUCACAGGGCGGAUUCAGAGGCCGCAGUGGUUUCCGCAACAACUUCCAAAGAUCAGAUUCUGGUGGAAGGAUGGGGAAGCCCAAGUGGGAAAUGUCUUCCAUGCAUGCCCUUGAAAAGAAAAACUUCUUUGAGGCGCUGCCAAAGUUUGAAAAGAACUUCUACGUGGAGCAUCCAGCAGUAACCAGCAGAUCUCAGGAUGAAGUAAAAAUGUUCCAUGAUGACAAACAGAUCACCGUGUGUGGAACUGAUGUUCCUAAUCCAAUCUUCACUUUUGAAGAGGGCAAUUUCCCAGACUACAUCAUGGACCACAUCAAGAAGACCAGCUGGCUGACCCCCACAGCCAUACAGUGUCAGGCCUGGCCGAUUGCACUGUCUGGGAGGAACUUGGUUGGAAUUGCACAGACUGGAUCUGGGAAAACUUUAGGGUUUAUGCUGCCUGCUAUUAUUCAUGUGAACCACCAGCCUUAUCUGCAACGUGGUGAUGGACCCAUCGUGCUUGUCCUUGUACCCACAAGGGAGCUGGCCCAGCAGGUGCUAGAGCUGGCUAAUGCCUUUGGUGAAGUGUCUAGGAUCCGAACAGCUUGUGUCUAUGGUGGUUCUCCUAAGGGUCCACAACUGCGGGAUCUUGAAAGAGGUGCUGAAAUUUGUAUUGCAACUCCAGGCCGCUUGAUUGAUUUUCUAGCUGCCAAUAAAAUGAAUCUCAGGCGUACCACGUAUCUCAUCUUGGAUGAGGCUGACAGGAUGUUGGACAUGGGGUUCGAACCUCAGAUUAGGAAGAUUUUGGAGCAAGUCAGGCCAGAUCGGCAGACACAGAUGUGGAGUGCUACUUGGCCAAAGGAAGUUCGCCAGCUGGCAGAGGAAUUUUUGAACGACUACAUCCAGGUGAACACUGGGGCUCUGCAGCUGACAGCCAAUCACAACAUCCUGCAGAUUGUUGACGUCUGCAUGCACUAUGAAAAGGAUGAGAAACUUGCUAAAUUGUUGAAUGAGAUCAUGCAAGAGAAGGAGAACAAGACAAUUAUAUUUGUGGAAACAAAACGAAAGGCAGACGAAAUAGCCAAGAGAAUGAAGAGUGAUGGAUGGCCUGCCCUUUGUAUCCAUGGAGACAAGUCACAAGAAGAUCGAGACUGGGCACUUAAUAAUUUUCGCAGUGGCAGAACUCCAAUACUGAUUGCUACAGACAUUGCUUCACGAGGUUUGGAUGUUGAAGACAUCAAGUUUGUCAUCAAUUAUGACUUUCCCAACUGCUCUGAGGAUUAUGUGCACAGGAUUGGGCGUACGGGCCGUGCCACCAAUACAGGGACAGCGUACACUUUCUUCACCAAACGCAAUGCCAAACAGGCUUCAGAUCUUGUGAAUGUUCUGCGGGAGGCCAAGCAGAUCAUUAAUCCAAAACUGCUCGAAUUGGAAGAAGACAGCCAAUACCUGAGAGCAGGUAAUAACCGUUGGAAAGGUUCCGACCGCGGAAGCCAUGGUGGUAAAGGUGGAGGUAAUUUCCAUGGGGUUCCAACUAGCUUUUCUAGUGGCAGAAAUCGUGACAGCUUCAGUUAUCAAAACAACAAGAGCAAUGAUGACUUCAAAUCAAAGAACUACAACUCCUCACAGAAUAACUACAGCAGUAGCGGAUACAAAGCACAUGAUGAGUACAACAGCUCCAGCAGCUACAGUUCAUCGCAGAGCAAACCAUUUCAGAAUGGACCCUCUGGUGGAGGGUUCACUGGACAGUGGAACCAAAUGGGAGUUACUGCGUCAUCUUUGUCUGCCUUUCUACCACAUUCUGGUAGAUUCUAG